CCUGGCCGUCAGCCAGAUUAUGUCUGCUGAUGAGCUCAAAGAGAAGAUAGCCACCGGUCCAUCGAUCGUCGAUUUUUACCUAACGUGGUAUGGACCGUGCAAACAGCUUGCUUCAAGGCUACAUAAACAGGCUGAAGAUACGAGGACUGCAGCGUUCUUGAAGGUGGAUGUGGAUGAGCUGCAGGAAAUGGAGCAGACCUAUAUAAUUACGCUGAUGCCCACCAUCCUAGGAUUUAAAGAUGGCGCAGUCAUAGACCGGGUUGUCGGCGCUGAUGAAAGAUUAACUAAGAACUUGCUGCAGAAGUUGACUGAAUAA
Messenger RNA from Dibothriocephalus latus, 316 nucleotides. NCBI's taxonomy places the organism in Eukaryota, Metazoa, Platyhelminthes, Cestoda, Diphyllobothriidea, Diphyllobothriidae. The record is from the annotation of a GenBank genome assembly.